AAACUGAACGUCUCCCAGGAGGGAUCUCCCCAUGGAAAUUUCCCCCUUGUUUCCUACAAAUAUUUCACCAUUUUUAUUGUUCGCAAGCUCACAUAUUUUUUACUUUGUUUCCAUUGCAUAAUACCCCUUGUUCCCUAGAAACCCCUGGAUGACCCUCAAAACUACAUUCAAAAAUUUAAUUUACAACAUCCAAAAGCAGUAGGCUUUUCCCAUUUUAGAAGUCUGCGAUGUCAAUGGUUAUAUGACCAUAUUCCCUUUUUAGCUUACUGUAGAUAGUAGGCCAAAAACUCUGUCUGGCAAGCAAACUCAUAAUCCAUUGUCUUCCUAUGACAAUUUGUCUUAAAAAUCCCUCUUUUCUCCAUGCUCUUCAACCCCCAAAUGCAAACAUAUUAUUAGGCCUCGAAAUCUUAAUUGAAUAUCUCAAUCAAGAAUAAUUUCAAAUUCCCUUGUUUCCGAUAUGUGUGCAAAUAGCCGUCCAAAAAUAAAACAAGAGCGUCCAUAUUGUUGGUCGUUGAUUUAUCAACUCAAGUUAUUAAAUUACUGACUUUGCGAUAUAUGGUUGAUAUAUAAAAAUAACACUUGGAAUUUGAAGAGAGGAAUGACGGGAAAAUGGAGGGAAGAAAUAAGAAAGAAUGGAUGGAUGGAUGGAUGGAUGGAUGGAAAAAGAAGGGAGAAAAGGAUGGGGAAAAUUUGCAUAAUCUGCAUCGGCGCGGUUACCAAGCUCAAGACACAUGACGUGACGACGUUCCCAACUUUGUUGUGUUUUGAGCAAAUCUUGUGCAAAUUGAGCUUCGCUGUAUUUUAAUAUUUUCAUUUUUAAUUUACAAGCAAACGUCGUGAAGGCUUCUACACAUGAAUUCAGCAACUUAGAAACGUCAACAUGCAAGUCUAUAUUGUCGAAUUUGCAAGAAAUAUAGAAAUGGCUAAAUAUAUUUUCUGUACCAAUGGAUGCCAAAUAUCUAUGACACAUUGACUUCCGACGAUAUUAAAAUAUUUUCUUUUCUUCUUGUUUGCGUAUUGAAACGAUGUUUUCAAAAAAUGUACCAAGGCUUUUAAAAGGAAGAGAAGAAAACGUAAGUAUGAAACCUAUAGAUUUUAAACAACAUUUGUGUAUACAAAUUUAUUAAUAGUCCAAUUAUAUAUUUUUUUGAUAUUGUUUACAUGUUUGAACUUGAUUUCUGAAUUGUCUUGCUAGCUUUCAGUCUUUCAUUGUGUGUGAGUGUAUCUUAUUAUGUUUCUUAUUUUUAAAACAGGAAAGAUUUAACAGAACACUGCAGAAUAAAUUACAGGUUUAUGGACAGCUUGUGAAGCGAUUAGCUUUAGAAACAGAACUUCAGGUAAUUCUUCGGGUAAUUCAAUAAUAUCUUGCAAAUUAUUAAUAUAAAAUGUUGUACAUUAAUGCUCUAGUCCCUAAUGGGGCCAAGAAGAUGGGCUGUUUAUAUGAAAGCAAGCCAACAUAAAUCUCCAAGCCAACUUGUUUUUACCGAGAAUUUUCAGCUGUGUUUACAUAAGAUGUUCUGGAGUGGGUAAUUAAUUGCCUGAGUGUAUGGAAGCUGGUCAACUCGGCCACAGAAUAGGAAGUUAUACCAGAAGCGUAACUCGAGCAAAUAUUUGUCCGCGUUUUUACAAGCGAUUCGUCAUCAAUCACACCAUCCUGGCUAGUACAACCGGCACUUUGUACCUACCAAAUCCUGAUAAAAACUUCCGGCUGUACUAGCCAGGAUGGCGUGGCCUGACGUGAGCGAGUUAAAAUUUUCGUGGACGUCAAACAAUAAGGGAAACGACUAGAGUUACGCUUCUGGUAUAACUUCCUAUUCUGUGACUCGGCCCAGUGACUAACUCGGCCCAUACCAUCUUGGCCCAAUUGUUAACUACUGUUUGACAUAUUAGGAAAGCUAAUAUUUUACAGAAGAUAGCACCAAACCAAUACAGCCAUUUGCAGUUGCAUUGGGCAUACAGUUGAGUAAAGUUUGAGAACAUCUAGUUUGACUUAAUUUAAUUGAAGAAUCUAUCGAAGUUUCCAAUUCUCGAUCUGUCCGUUUUGAUACUAAAUUACUGAUCAUUCAGAUCUCUCUCAAAAUUUGCAAAGAUAGAAUGCAGUCAUGGCUCCUAGCUUGUUUAGUGGUUAGAUUAGUCAGUUUACGAGCGGCCGGAGUUGUCCCUUGAACGGUGGGCCGAGUUGGUUAGUGGGCCGAGUUGACUGUAAAGCGCCUGUAUAUGGGAAAUACCCACCCUAAAGGCUGGUCAAUUAACAAGAAUGAAAGUUCAAUGAGAGUUAGCAAGCAAGAGUUUGCAUGUUGCAUGAGAGUUGGCUGGAUAUUACUGCAUGCAUAGCAGAAACUCUCCAACUCUCGUCAAUAUUUGAACCAGUCCAAAGUCGAUGAGUUGGUGGUCAAAUUCGAGUGAGAGUUGCUAACCUCAUCAACUCUCAUCUUCAUCAAGCAGCCUCACUUGGUUCCCAUGAAAAUGCAAGUUGAAGUUCGAUCAGAAAUAUUAACAACAGGUGAAUCCUAAGGUUACCGUGGCUGGCUUGCCUUCACAUAAACAGUCUUUUACUGUAGAAUUUGGGGGUACGUCUUUGUCAACUUUGAUUUAUUUUGUUGAUUUUAAACAAUCCAGGGUCACGAAGGAUGUGUCAAUUGUUUGCACUGGAACACAAGUGGCAGGUAGCUAUAUGUCUAUGUAAAAUAUAUGUUUUGUGUAUCUAAAUGACUAGUGACAAACUAACUAUAAUGUGUAACCAAUACAUAUUUGAGAUUAUACCAGUGUUUAUUAUUUAGCAUUCUAGCUUCAGGAUCAGAUGAUCUUCAUGCCAUAUUAUGGGAUCCAUUCAAACGCAGAAUAAAACAUAAAAUCAACACUGGACACAGCGCCAAUAUUUUCUCUGUAAAGGUACAUUUGCAACUGAAUUUUCCUGUUUUUGCUUUCCUAUUAAAAAUAUUUAUUUCUAAUACAUUGCUGUGGUUUGGGUGAGAAAUUUCAUGCAAAAGAUGAAAAAUUCCCUGGAUCAGGGAAUUUUCCUGUUUCCCUGAAGCUGUAGCCUGCGCUCAGGUGCAGCACCUGUCAUGCCUUAAAACUUGCCUGACACCAGAAAGCCUUUGCAUGGAGGCUCUGACACAGACAGACAUGGAAAAAGCCUUUCAGGAGGCUCUGACACAGACAGGUUAUUGUACUAUAUGUGACCCGUGUUGAUUACAUGUACAUUCUUUAUUAUUGUUCAGUUUAUGCCGCACACUGGUGACCAAGUGUUGGUUACAGGUGCUGGAGACUUUCAAGUCCGUGUUCAUUCUGUACCACAGCAAGAUACGAUCCAGACGUUUAAAUGUCACGCAACCCGAGUCAAACGUCUUACAACAAGUCCUGAUGCUCCACAUUUGGUUUGGAGUGCCUCCGAAGAUGGCACGAUUAGGUAGGUUUUUGCAAGCAUAUGUGGUAGUCGAUUUUCCUAAUUUUGAUAUCAUUGCAACACAACAUACUUUGUUACACUCAUGAUCAUAGAGUCUGACCCAAUAAACUACCCUUCCAGAAAGUAUAUUACAUUGGUUAUCAAGUCUCGUUUUCAUGAUUGAGAUACUUGGAUUAAACAGAUCUCACAUACAUGAAAACGAGGCUUUAUAACCAAAGUAACAUACCUUCUGGAAGGGUGUAUUCAAUAGAAUACGAGACUAAUUUCAUAACAGACUUGAUAGACCCUGUGAAAAAUGCAGUCAAUUUGAAAGAGGCUUGGAGUGCACUACACUUACAUCAUACAAAGAACUUAAUACACUUACAGUAAUGUGCAGUCAUUCAAGAUUUUACGUCUUGUCUCAAGUAAAACAUGAUGGAUGCAGUAUAAAUUACAGUAACACAUUUGUUUAUACUUUUAGGCAAUUUGAUUUGCGUGAAUCUCACAUGUGUCAUUCAAAUGAGAACUGCAAGAAUACUUUGCUUGACCUGUUGAUUCAUGUCGGACCUAAUUGCGAAGUGAAAUGUAUUGAAGUUAAUCCAUGCCGCUCAGAACUUCUGGCAAUUGGCUGUAGUGAUCCUUACGUACGGUUGUAUGAUAGACGUAUGCUUACAAAACAUUGCACAACUUUAGGGGUGACUCAUUGCUCUACUCAAACUUGUCCAAAUGCCACGGCAAGCUUGCCAAGCAGCUGUGCUCGGUACUUUACGCCCGGUCAUCUACCUUGUAACUCACGCCGUGGAAAGCGGAGAUCUAUAGUAUCAACUUACUUAACAUUCAGUCCAAAUGGUCAGGAACUUUUGGUGAAUUUAGGUGGUGAACAGUUAUACUUGUUUGAUAUCAAUACACAGCGUUCACCAUUGUCAUAUACACCAGCAUGUUUUGGUACCGAGAACGCCAGUACAUCAUCACGUAAUGGUUUUGUACAUCAUGAAACGAGUGGUGUUACUGAUGAGAAGAAAGCUACCAGUGCCACUUUAACUAAAAGGAAACUGAGUGAUACAAAUAAAAGUAAACCGCCUAGCGCAAAUGGUUACACAAUAGCUAAAGGGCAUGAAGAAGAUACAAGUACACCUGAAAAAUCUCCACAACUCUUUGGGAAAGCACUGGAGCUAAAAGGCCGAGCAAAUGUGGAAUAUGAACACAAAAAUUACUGGGGAGCAAUAAACUUGUACAAUCAAGCCCUUAUCUUAGCUCCAGAUUCUGCUAUUCUCUAUGCCAAUAGGGCUGCUGCUUACUUGAAACGUGGCUGGUAAGUACUUAGCUUAGAAGAGGGCUAAUAUACAGCAGAAAUAUUCAACAAUUAUUGAAUGAGGUUGAGUAGGAUAUGAGGAAUUAUUAAAGCCGAGAUUUGUGUUAUCUGCAGAAGCCAAAGUCUGCAGAAGCCAAAGUCUGAGGCAGAGAACACAAACCGAGGCCUUAAUAAUUCCUCAUAUCCUGUGAGAAUUGAAUUCAAUAAUUGUUUUAUUAUUUAUUUGUGGGAAUACACAAAAAAGGUCGGCGAACCUUGCCUUUGAGGAAGCCAUUUGUAUUUUCCCGCUUUUGGCAUAAGCCGCAUAAAUUAGCGUGACCUCAUAGCGUGUUACAUUGUUUUUCAAUAUACCGCGAAAUUAUUUCACCGACAGUCCUUAGCCAAUCAAAACUCUUGAAUUAUUUUCAAUAAAUAAUAAAAAAACAAUGGUCUAAAGUUUGUCAUGUCUUCUUAUAUCUUCAUUUUGAUAGGUAUGGGGAUGUGUAUGCCGCACUUCGUGAUUGUGAACAAGCUCUAACACUUGAUUCAAACAGUUCCAAAGCAGCUUACAGACAAGCUCGAUGUUUAUUUGAAAUGGAGUGGUUUCCAGAAGCCGAGGCUUGCCUUACACGUUUUAUGACGUGUUUUCCAGAUGAAUGCAAUACGAAAUUGGUGAAAGGUCUGGAGCGGGAUAUUAAGGCUGCUUUGGUCUCACAGACGGAAGGUAAGUAUGAGGAGAAACACUACUUUUUACGUGUGAAAUUGUGCCCUGCUUUGUCGUUUUAUUAUGUCUAACUACAGAUACUUUUACCGGGGAGUGUUGGGCAAGUUGUAUCUGCUUGCUUUGCUGACAUAUUGUUUCUUUUAGAUGGUAAUGGAAAGGCUUCAAACCGCGAGAGAUCAAGAAGACAUGAGUUUUACCCAAGCUCAGUUAUAGGAUCGUUAAGAAAGAUAAAUGAUUGUGAGCAAGGACUGAGAAAAGAGUCAAGUGACUAUAAGGCACGAUUCUGUGGCCAUUGCAAUACUACGACAGAUAUCAAGGAGGCAAAUUUCUUUGGUGCUGAUGGUGAAUAUGUUGUUGCUGGCAGCGAUGAUGGUAGUUUCUUUCUCUGGGAAAAAUCAACAACAAAUUUGUUAAGAAUUUUGAAAGGUGAUGAUUCGAUAGUUAACUGUUUACAACCACACCCAAGUGGUUGUAUCUUAGCAACGAGUGGCAUAGACCCGGUCGUGCGUUUGUGGAGCCCGCAGGCCGAGCACCCUGAGGAAACUGGUGAUGAGCGACGGGUUCCAGAUAAUGAGUUUGCACAGGUGGCCAAAGAUAAUCAAAGACGAAUGAAGACUGAUCCUUUUGAAGUGAUGAUGAUGAAUUUAGGGUAUACAGUGACGCGGGACGGAGCGGGGAGUGAUGAUAGCGAGGGGGAAUAUGGGAGUGUGAUGUCACAGAAUUGUCAUGCUAGUUAAUGUGUAGGGGGUUGAUAGCGCGGUGGUGAUUUCAGGGUAUACAGUGACGAGGGAGGUGGCGGGGAGUGAUGAUAGAGUGUGUGAUGUCACAGAAUUGCCAGGGGGUUGAUAGUGACAAGGUGUAGUGGGAAAUUAUGGUAUUGUGGGUGAAUUUUUCAUGGUAGUUAGAGGUUAAAAGGUGGGGUUUAGAAGAUCAGGGCUACUUUUCCAUCUAAUGCAAUUUGAUGUUAGAGAUCAGGUUGAAUAUAUGAUAUAUACAGUUGGCCCUUCUGAGAUAUUUACACCUUGUUGCUGUAGUGUAUGGUACAUGCACUGUGGUGUAUGGUACCACAGUUAAUGGAUGGUACAUGCACGCUAUUAUACAUUGUAUAUAAUUGGCUUCCAGGAAGCAUGUACUGUAGUAAUGAAUAGUGAUGAUAUAUUAUAAUUUAUUAUCGUAUAAAAUAAUAUAGUAUAAUUCUGGCAUAGAAAAAUUGUGUAUUAAUUGAUAUAAUUAUAUGUAAA
This is a messenger RNA of Paramuricea clavata, 6641 nucleotides long. The record is from the annotation of a GenBank genome assembly. NCBI's taxonomy places the organism in Eukaryota, Metazoa, Cnidaria, Anthozoa, Malacalcyonacea, Plexauridae.